AUGGAACAUUCAACUUCGGAAUCCCUCAACAGCUCGAAUGAUGCACUUCAACGAAGAAAACAAUAUCAUGAGCUUCUGGAUCUUGGGCAUGAACUCGCUCUCCGAACACAAACGGAAGAUGCGGUCAGUAUAUUUCAGGGAGUUACAUCGAUCCUCCGGCAAACUGACACUCUUCAACAGGGGACAAACCAACGGUUCGAAAAUGCUUCGGAAAUGAAUAUGAACGUGCAAAUCGUUAAAAUGGGCCAUGAUUUAGUCGGUGCGGCAUUGCAGAAAAACGAAAGCUCUCAGUUUUGUGACGAAGAGUUAACAGAUGGAAUAAACGCUAGGCUUGGCGAUUCCAAUGAUGACAUGCAGUGGGAAAAUAUAGGAGCUUUCUGGGUUUCUUCUUUCCGCAUGUCGAAGCAUUCGCCCUGUUUGCUAGGCAUGUUCGAUUUUCAACCCGUGCUGGUGGAAAGAAGCGUAAAGGAGCGCCGCCGUCGUCAACGGCCAGAGCUAGGCGUAGCGCGCAAGCCCGAAACCGUCACCACACUGCAUCAAGAAGAAGCAGAUGCGCGAAAGCUUCAAGACAUCUUAGUGCAACUACAACAAAUUUACCAGGAAAGAGGUUCACCGGUACCCUACCUUCAACUCAUAACCGAUCCUACCGAUUACAUGAACACCAUAGACACAGCGUUCCAACUGUCCUUUCUGAUUCGCGACGGUGCAGCGGCUUUGGAAAUUAUCAACGAUGUUUUGUCCGUACGUCCAACCACGGAUAGCGAAAAGAAACAGAACAAAAGAAAUGACGAUACAGUGCAGGCCGUAUUAAAUUUAAAUUAUUCCAAAUGGCAGGGUGCUGUUAAGCAAUACAAAUUGAAAAGUCCAAUCCUUACAAUCGAUCGAGACUUGACGGAUGCACCUUAG
This is a messenger RNA of Anopheles maculipalpis, 906 nucleotides long. It is a transcript of the gene Nse4, whose product is annotated as EP300-interacting inhibitor of differentiation 3. NCBI's taxonomy places the organism in Eukaryota, Metazoa, Arthropoda, Insecta, Diptera, Culicidae. The record is from RefSeq and is a predicted model, not a curated record. Gene Ontology annotation, biological process: DNA repair. Bases 1 to 906 code for a protein of 301 amino acids. The transcript has 5 exons. Gene Ontology annotation, cellular component: nucleus; Smc5-Smc6 complex.